This is a messenger RNA of Ambispora leptoticha, 1740 nucleotides long. Lineage: Eukaryota; Fungi; Glomeromycota; Glomeromycetes; Archaeosporales; Ambisporaceae. The record is from the annotation of a GenBank genome assembly.
AUGACUUCUAUACCAUUCGUCAAAGGCUCAGAUUUUGAACACAAUAAAUUAGACAUAUUUCGCAAUAUCGUGUCCCAUGAGAUUGCAAAGUUAUCUGAAAAGUCGCCGGAAGAAGUUUAUAAUUUGUUAGAAACACCUAAAAAUUCAGAGCAUGGAGAUAUAGCAAUUGCCAUUCCAAGGCUACGAAUAAAGGGUAAUCCUGCCGAGAUUGCUCAGAGUUGGGUAGAAAAGUUUGUUCCGAAUGAAUAUGUGAUCUCUGCAACAGCCAUCGGUCAUUUUCUGAAUUUUAAAAUAUCACAUCCUCUUUUAGCCAAAAUUUUGCUUCAACAUAUAUACGAUGCAAAAGAGAAAUACGGUAGUAAUAACUCCGCUUCAGGGAAGACAGCGCUAAUUGAAUUCAGUAGUCCAAACAUCGCCAAACCAUUUCAUGCAGGACAUUUGCGCAGCACCAUAAUUGGUAAUUUUAUGGGAAAUGUGCUUGAAGCAAACGGAUGGAAGACAAUUAGGAUGAAUUAUUUGGGUGAUUGGGGAAAACAAUAUGGUCUCUUGGCUAUUGGUUUUGAGAAAUAUGGAUCAGAAGAGGAAUUGUUAAAAGAUCCGAUAAAGCAUCUUUACGAGGUCUAUGUCAAAAUAAAUAAAGAUGUGGAAACGGAUAAAGAUGUCGAUGAUAAAGCUCGUGCUUAUUUUAAAAACAUGGAAGAAGGCGAUCAAACAGCGAUAGCAUUGUGGGAUAAAUUUCGAAACUUGAGUAUCAAAAAAUACAAAGAAACUUACGCUCGUCUAAAUAUCAACUUUGACGUAUACUCUGGCGAAUCUCAAGUUAGUAAUAAAAGCAUGCUAGACGCAUUAGCGUUAUUAAAAGAGAAAAAUCUUACACAAGAAUCCCAAGGUGCUAUUAUUGUCGACUUAAAGAAAUACAAGUUGGAUGUAGCUGUUUUACAAAAAACCGACGGAACUACGUUAUAUAUUACAAGGGAUGUCGGUGCCGCUAUUGAGAGAUAUGAGAAGUACAAGUUUGAUGCCAUGUACUAUGUUGUGGCUUCGCAACAAGAUCUUCAUCUAAAACAACUAUUUAAAAUUCUUGAACUGAUGGGAUUUGAUUGGGUUGAUCGUUGUAAACAUAUUAAUUUUGGUAUGGUUCAAGGAAUGAGCACUCGAAAAGGUACUGCAGUGUUUUUGGAUGAUAUCUUGGAACAAACUAAAGAGGUUAUGCACGAGGUAAUGAAGCAGAACGAAAAAAAAUACGAACAAAUUGAGGACCCGGACAUGGUGGCUGAUGUAAUUGGUAUGUCCGCUGUCAUGAUCCAAGAUAUGUCUGCUAAGAGAAUUCGAAACUAUACCUUCAAUUGGACUCGUAUGUUUUCAUUUGAAGGUGAUACUGGUCCUUAUAUCCAAUAUGCACAUGCUCGACUCUGCUCAAUACAACGUAACUGCGGUCUAUCGAUCAAUCCAGAUGCCAAAAUUGAAUUACUCUCUGAAAAGCCGGCCUUGGAACUAAUUGACAUGAUUUCCCAAUACCCGGAUGUAGUAAAGAGUGCCCUAUAUACGCUUGAACCUUGUACAAUAGUGACAUAUGCUAUGAAAUUAAGUCAUACGGUCUCGGUAGCAUUAGAAACUUUAUGGGUGAUGGGAGCAGAGCGUGAAAUUGCGGAGGCUCGAUUAUUGAUGUAUUGGGCGUCUAGAAUAACCCUUGGCAAUUCAUUAAAAUUGUUAGGAUUAAAACCUUUGGAAAGAAUGUAA